GAAAAAAUAAUGAAAGAAAACGCCGACAUUUAAGGUCGCCACAUGGACGGGUCUUUCUUCACUGAUUCACAACGGCUAGUUUGUAGCUUGAAGUGACUGUUCUCCAACAUUCAAAAUCUGCAUAACACCAUCUUCUUCAACUCUCUCAAAAAACACAUUAUUAUUACUCUUUUUCUCAAAAAGUCUUCUACUGAACAAUCGAGAAUGGUGUACUCCUAUUACACGCCCACCUACUAUUCAACCCUCCAAGACUCAAUCACCUCGCUGUGCAAGACCAUUCUUCCCUUCAGCUUCAAAAAACGACCUUUACCUGCGGCGGAACAUAAAUUGUCCAAGCUGCAAUCAGACAACCUCAAAUGGCAGCAAGACUCCUUCCACCAGGUCCUCAACUUGAUGGGUCUCCACAAAGAAGGCAUCGUCGCUGAAUCCGAGGUUUCAGCCUUCAGAACCCACUUGCUCGACACCCUCAUCGCUUCUCCCCCAGAACAAGAACACCCCGUUAUAUUAAGAGACAAGCUCCUCUUCCUCCAGGAACUUCUUUAUGCCAAGUGCAUUUCUGAAGAAGAGUACCAUUCUUCUAAGAGGCCAUUGCUGCAGAGACUGGCGGCUCAAGGGGCUCAGAUUGAAGCUAGGGAUGUGAUUGUGGCAAGGACUAAGGAUUCAAAAGAGAAUUCAGAAGAUGAGUGGUCGGUGAUUGACUUGAAGGAUGAGAAAUGCUCAAUGAACAAAGAGAAUUCGAGUUCUACUAAGAGCAGGUCCAAUCAGGGAUCAGCCAUGAAGCAAAUCAAAGGAGCAGCUUCAGUUUUUGGUUUUGCCAAAGGUGGCAAAAAUGAAAAGAGCAUAUUUGAUUCACCUUCUUUGUCUGCCAAAAAUGAAAAGCCCUUCUGUGAAGGAGGGUCAAUUCUUAUGGAGGAAAGUGGGCCUCCAGAAAUAGUGAAGGAGAGUAGUGGUGUGGACAAGUUGAAGAGGAAACCAUUUAGGACUUUGUUCCAUAAGGAGCAAAGGGAGGGUGAGCAAGAACAAAGAUCAGGGAAAUCAGUUAAAAGGCAAUGGGGGUUUGAAGGGUUCAAGAAAUGGAAGAGAAAUGAGUCAGAAGAUGAGACAACACCUUUGCCUCAUAAUGAUAGUGAGGCCUACUCAGUUUCCUUUGCAAAGGGACUUGGAGAGGGACCAGACACCAAAUUAAUAAAGAAGAAGUUGCAUUCUGAUGGUUCCCCAUCUGAUUUCUUCAUAGAUAAGGUUUUGGGAGAUAAGAUAAAGAAGGAGUUGUCAAGAAUCCAGACAGAACUGAGCAGCACAAACCCAAAUCUGAAAUUUUCGAAUGAUCAGAUUGAAGCAAUUUCUACCAGAAUUCCAGUGGACAAGGCUGAAUUGAAAAAUUACUUUCCCAAAUCAUGGUGUGACCGAUACGGUGAUGUUGUGCUGGAUGUGGUGAAGAAAGAAUUCAAAGAUCAUGUUGCGGAAAUGGAGAACAUGCGCAACAUUGCUAGAGAAAAACACAGCAACUCUAGGGGUUGGACAACAACAACAUUUGACGAUGACGAAAACAUUCAUCCAAAUCUCUUUGGUCAUCGUGAUAAUAGUAGUAACAUCAAUCCAUUUUCUCGUGGUUACGCUUAGUUCAAGGUCUGGACCAGCUUCCUCUCUAAGGAGCCCAUCCGUACAGUAACCGUUAUAUUGUUGAGACGUAAAAUAAGAUUUGUAAUUACUGUCUCAAUUAUCGAUAAUAUCCUACUCUCAGCCAGGAUGUCAAUAUUGCUACUAUUCUAUCAAACAUUUCUAGUGAUAUAACUUUAAUUAAGUCA
Molecule: messenger RNA, 1805 nt
Organism: Cajanus cajan (pigeon pea)
Lineage: Eukaryota; Viridiplantae; Streptophyta; Magnoliopsida; Fabales; Fabaceae
Source: RefSeq, a predicted model, not a curated record